AUGGAAGGAUCCCUGGCUUUACUAACUGAUUUUGCGGGACAACCCCUAGAAUCAUGGAUUUCUGAUAACGGUAAUAUAGAUGAUUAUACAAUUUUUCACAUAAUUCUGGAUCUAUUAUCGUGCUUGGAGAAGAUACAUUCCCAUGGUUACACGCAUGGAGAUGUGGCCAUACGAAACGUUAUACAAAGAAAUGGCCAUUUCUAUCUUAUUGAUUUUGGCCUUGCAACUCCGUUGCAACUUCACUCCGAUCCAUGUCGAUCAAUUAUUCAGGACUACGACGGAUUGUGUCAAAUCAUUGGAUUUAUCAAGUUUGGAGAGAAAAUGUCGUUUUCAGAAUUAAUAGGCAAGUUAGAGGGAGAGCUAAAAUCACUUGUUGCGUUUGUUGAGAAUGCGAGUAGGUGGAAAAUAACUGAUGAAGGGAAGUGGUUAGAAAAAUUUAGUGCUAUAGUUAAACAAUUUUAUGAGAGAUCGUCUAGGAAGGCAUUGUUAGAAAUAACAGAAAAUACUAAUAUUUUGUAA
Molecule: messenger RNA, 519 nt
Organism: Funneliformis caledonium
Lineage: Eukaryota; Fungi; Glomeromycota; Glomeromycetes; Glomerales; Glomeraceae
Source: the annotation of a GenBank genome assembly